AUGUCUCAGUACAUUGGUAAGACCAUUUCAUUGGUUUCAGUUACGGAAAAUCGUUAUGUGGGGUUAUUAGAAGGUAUUGACUCUGAAAAAGGUACCGUUACACUUGGUGAUGUUCGUUGCUUUGGUACCGAAGGUCGUAAAGGUUGGGGUCCUGAAGAAAUUUAUCCAAAUGCUACAGUUUAUCGCUCUGUGAAGUUCAAUGGUAAUGAAGUUAAAGAUUUAAGCAUUUUAGAUAUGAAGUUGGAGGAUGUUCAACCUGUAAUGGCGCCUCAACCACAACCUAAUCAGUUUCAAAAUCAAAUGCCAGCUGCUGUUGCGGGUUAUGGUGUUUAUGCUCCAGCACCAAACACUAAUGGUGAUGCUUCUGGCGCUGAACAGCCUUCACAACAGACUUCGCCAUCAGCACCAUCAGCUACGACUGCAACGACUGUAGGAGGUUCAGCUUCAACUACUCAGCAGCAACAGCAACAGCAUCAACAACAGCAACAGAAACAACCACAGCAACAACAAAUCCCACCUCAGCAACCACCUGUUGCUUCUACUGCUGGUCCUGGUGUUCCUCCCGCUCAACGGGUUCCAGCUGAAGAUGCUCAAUCAGUUCAGGGUAUGCCAGAAUUCGAUUUCCAAGGUAAUAAUGCAAAAUUUGCCGCACCUAGUGCAGCUAACGCUACCUCCGAUACAUUCUACAACAAAAAAUCCUCAUUUUUCGAUUCAAUUUCAACAUCUACAGAGGUCAAUACUAAUAUGCGUUGGCAAGAGGAAAAAGUCAUGAAUAUGGAUACUUUCGGACAGGCGUCUGCAAGACCACGUUUUACAGGUCGUGGUGGCAGAAGAGGUCGCGGUGGUGGUCGUGGUGGCUUCCGCGGCAGAGGUGGUGGUUACAGAGGUAAAAUAAGACAAAAUUCAAACCGCGGUAAUAGCGGUGAUGCACAUCUACAAAACCAACAACAACAGCAUGGUUCAGUUGAAUUUUAG
Molecule: messenger RNA, 975 nt
Organism: Zygosaccharomyces rouxii
Lineage: Eukaryota; Fungi; Ascomycota; Saccharomycetes; Saccharomycetales; Saccharomycetaceae
Gene: SCD6
Product: Scd6p
Exons: 1
Coding region: 1-975 (324 amino acids)
Biological process (GO): P-body assembly; cytoplasmic stress granule assembly
Cellular component (GO): P-body
Molecular function (GO): mRNA binding
Source: RefSeq, a predicted model, not a curated record